CUGGCGGCGUGUGAGAGCUCUUACAAGGAUUUGUAUUAAAACGCCACCAAUUUAUCAGUGAUUUCGUGCUCUUUGUUCAGCGCAUAUUAUUGGAAUAAAAUGUGUCAAAUGUAAAGUGUUCACGGGCAUUGGAUGUACGCAGUAGGCCGUCAACGAGUGGUGAAACGAGUUCAUAUUCCCUGAAUUACCGAGGAUUAUUGUUACUCUUAGAUUGAUAUUUUCCCGGAGAUUAUACACUUCAACGCUCUGUGUGCUCUCAGUGCACCGACUCACUUGAAUUCAGUGAUCUAUCCGUUUUUAAUUCGUGCCUCGUGCACAGCCCAUGCCAGUGCCGCAUGUACGUGUUUAAGUGGUUCAUUUACUCCGAGAAAAAGACAAUUGUCCGUUCGGUGGUGAAUAAAAGUGUGUGCAGUGGACCGGUAGUUGAUAAUCCGAGUGUUUCUUCGUCUUUGAGUCGGAGCUGGACGCGCCUCGACGAGGAAGAAAGGCGUGCUCCAACAUACAUUCAAUGAAUGGGACCAAUGCCGGAGGGGCUCGCUUCCGAGGGAUUGAGAGAGGAGUAUCCUGGAGAUAGUUGGUUACACGUCACACGCCAGGAUUGAUAUGAGUGAUUACUGAAGUGAUGAUGAGUUGGUGAUUGUGGUGGCUGUGAUAUUGAGAGGAGAAGAUUAUUGGAAAAGCGGUUGUCGAAAAUAGAGAGUGAAAUGGUGUGUUGAAAUAAGUGGUGAUUGGUGCACCGGUGAAUUGUGAAGACGUGAAAGGAUCGAGGGGGAUUAAAGGCGAUUAUAAACGAAAGAGGGAGAGAGAGAGGGUGAAAGAGGGAAAAAGAGAGAGAUCUUGAGAGUGGAGUAGAAAUAGUGGAGCGAGUGGUAGCGGAAACGAGGUGUACCAGGGUGUAGAAAUAGGUGAUAAGUGAUGUGUUCGAUGGACGAGGAGCGUCUUGCGGGUGGUGGUCGGGGUUCAAGCACUUUAACCAUCGGAUCCUACUCGGGACCGGCGAGAAAAGGCGUCGAGUCGGUGGCAAGGCUGGCGGGCGCCGGGGAAACGGUUCCAAGGGCAUGGCGACCACGCCAAUAGGCGGUCGCCUCCCUAAUUCAAACCGCAAAGGAAUCUCGCCGUGCGCGGCGAUACCAGCAACACCGACAAGUGUCGGUGAUAAGGGCGGUAACAGCUGUAAUAAUCACACUGUCCAAAGUAGAUGUGAGCGUAAAAAUAAUCGCGAUUGUAAUAUUUAUCAGGAACAAAGUAGAAGACAGAGUUGUGAAAAGUCGGGGACGUGUCGUGAGUCGAAAACAGCUAGCACAGUGGCUGCUAACGCCGGGGAAACGGACACGGCCGCGACGAAUGCGACCAACAACUUCGAGUACGACGACAAUGAAUGGGACAUUGGCAUAGGCGAUCUUAUAAUCGACCUUGAUGCUGAUAUAGAGAAGACGAGGGACGAGAAAUUGAGCUCGGGAAACGGGAUGGCUUCAACGCCUGCCUCGGCAGCAACAGCCACAACAAAUCAGAAUCAUCAGGUACAGCAGAAUUCAACGACAACCCAGAAUUCAUCAUCGUCAACAAUAAUUUCAAGUGGUAACGGUCAGUCAGCCUCUUUAUCGUUGUCGUGCUCGUCGUCCACCUCCGCGUUACCGUCCUGCGGCGUCAAUUCGUCAUCAGUUAAUACAACAAAUUCCGUUAACUCGGUUAACGCCAGUGGUAAUACAACAACAGCCACUAAUACAAAUAAUAAUUCAACGGGCAACGGUCCAACUGGUAAGCAACAGCCCGGCGCGGUUAACGCGGUACACACGAACGCCGGAAAUCCCGGCAAAAUGGCUGUUGAACACUCGGCCACUGUUGACAAGGGCCUCAAAAUGAAGAUAAAACGCACUAAACCAGGUACAAAGACCAGCGAGGCCAAACACGAAAUUGUCAAGUCCAAUGAGAUCAAUGGUACAUCAUCGUCACAAGACGGUACUGGCAAUUCAUCAUCAUCAAAUUCCUCAUCAUCAUCGUCAACCUCAUCGACAUCAUCCUCAUCGUCGACAUCAUCCCAAAAUUCAAUUGCUGAAGUAACAAGCAAUAAUUCCUCAUCAUCAUCCAACAAGUCCAAGCCACACUCCCCGGCAUCAGCGGCUUCUGGACCCCAAGCCUCGUCAACGGCUGGCUCUAAACGCGGUUCAAGUGGUCAUCGUAGGGACAAGGCGAGAGAUAAACACGAAAAACAACCGCAGAGUAAUCACGGCCCUCAACAGAAUAAACCCGAGAUGAAUGGUACAGCGAGACCAGUGUCACAGAGUCAAAAUUCAACGGGUGCUGCGGCCCAGUCCCAAGGACCAACUCCCGCUGCAACAGCACCCCAACAGACCCAGGGCCCACCGCCCAGCUCGAGAACGGGCUUUCCUGUGGCACAAGGGGCUGGACCACCUGCAACAAGUGCAGCAGCACCUUGUCCACCACCAAGUCCAGCGUCAGCAACGGCCGCUGGCUCUGCUGCUAAACCUGAACAGACUAAAGUGGCAGCAGUGCCUGGACCAACACUCAAUACAACUGUGGACGAGGCUAUGGAUACAGCCGCGUGUAGUCCACCACCAACGAAAAAAUUAAAGACUUCAAAUGCCGAACCAAAGGAUAUGUCAGACGUAUGUGUUGGAACGAGUGUUGGAACCAUAACAGAGCCUGAAUGUCUGGGACCGUGUGAACCUGGCACGGCGGUAACACUGGAGGGAAUAGUUUGGCAUGAGACAGAAGGAGGGGUAUUGGUCGUAAAUGUAACGUGGCGGGGUAAAACCUACGUCGGUACCCUCCUCGAUUGCACCCGCCACGACUGGGCGCCGCCGCGUUUCUGUGAUUCACCAACAAGCGAUUUAGACGCGAGAACACCAAAGGGCCGAGGAAAGCGUGGCCGUGCUGCGGCGAACGCGACCCCCGGCAACGACCUCAGUAAUUUCACCGAGACACGUAGCUCGGUGCACAGUAAAUUGCGAAACGGCGGUGCAAAGGGCCGACGAGGGGCGCAGGGUUCGCCAGCAGCGAGUCCGAGCCCAGCGGCAUUCGUCCCCCCGAGGCCGGACCCAGCGGCGAAGAGAAAGUCCCGCGGCCCCGAGGAGGAGGAGAAAACCAAGAGAAGAGCGACAGCAGUGGCGCCACCCCCUACACCCCCAAGUGGCUCACCGCCGGCCAGUCCAGUGUUGAUUGAGUGUCCUGAGCCGAACUGCAGUAAAAAGUACAAAAAUAUAAAUGGCCUGAAGUACCACCAGAGCCAUGCGCACGGCUCCGCCGACGACGACGACACGAAGGAGGGCAUUACGAGUAUGUCUGAGAACGACGAGAGUAACAUUGAGGCGCCAAGUCCAGCGACUCCGGUGAAAUCCCCAGCGGACAAGCCCGAGGGCACCCCAGUGAGGCCGACGAGUCCCCCAGCGGUGCCGCCUGAGACCCCGCCACCGAGGGUGCCCUCGCCAACAGCCGAACCAACGCCCACCCUCGCCGACAAGAGUAGUAUCGUCAAGCCUGGAGUCCUGAGAUUCGGCCAGGAGGACCUGCCAGCCCCGGCGAUCCAAUCCAGCCCGAGACCGCCGCCUGUCCAGCAAAACCUCGUGCAACCAGUGCCAACAGCACAGCCAGUCCAACCAGUCAACCCACCCCAGAGCCCCAGCCCCCACCCGAGUCAAUCCCCCAGGCCCGUACCCUCGCCCCACUUAACCACAAACAUUCCCCAGCCCAUUAACAUCCCCCAGCCCCCCCAGCCCACGCAGGUCGUCCAGCACCAGGUCCAGAAUCAGCUGCUGCAAGCACCCCAGGCCCUGAUGACCCAGCCCCAGCCCCAGCCCCAGACCCCCCAGCCCCAGACCCUCCCGAGCCCCCNAGUGCCCCCACCCCAGACCUCCCAGUCCCAACAGGCGAACCUUCAAUCCCUGAACCAACAUCCAGGCCUGACAAUUCCCACCCAAAUGGCCCAACAGCAGGCCCUCCAGAAUCCGACACCUGGGCACGCUGUCCCCGCGCACAUGCAGUACCCCAGUGUCGGCUUGCACAGCAAGAUGCCGCAGUUCAAGGUGAAGCCAACAGCAGCCCUGAUGCCGGAGCAGGACAAGAGCAAAGACCCGAGAGCGCCGAAGCCCCAGGGCUACAAGAAAAAAUCUAGAAAAUCACCAGGUGGAAGCCCCCACCCCUCGCCCCUGGAGGCCCCCCUGGUGGACCCAGCGAGAGAGGACGUCCAGAGUCCCGCCUACUCGGACAUAUCGGACGAUGCAGCCCCAGUGCUGGAGGCGGAAUCGGCGGACAAGGCGAAGCAGGGACAGGAGAAGGACGUGAAACCCGGUGCACAAACACACUUGCCACCUCACUUCAGCAUGUACCCCUACUACGGCCAGCCCCCCUACCUAGUGCCCAACGUGCAGGACAAGCAGGGCGACCAGAAGCCGAGUGAUCUCACCCCCAAGCAGGAGCUCAAACCCCUGAACAUACCGCAGAUGCCGUCAAUGGCGAGUCUCCAGAAUCCCGAGAAAGACAAGAAGGACCUGAAUCCCCCGCAGCAGCAGGCGCACUACUACGGUGGCUACGGCAGUUACAUUCCCUCGGGUUAUCCCUACCAGCCCCAGCCGGUGUCACAGCAGCAGCAGCAGCAGGCGCCGCCGCCCCAGCAGAACGAUCAGGAUCCGCACGAGCAGAAGGCGAAGAUCAAGCAGGAGCCCCAGCAGUUGGCCAGCAUGAAGGACAAGCAGCACGAGAACCACCAGAUCCUGAAGGAGAGCAUUGAGAUGAAGAGCCAGAUGAGCCCCUACCACGUGUAUCAUGGCCAGAAUCGCCAGCCAGCGCCGCCGGUGCAGGACGACAGGAGGUAUUACCUGUAUCCAGGUGAGCAGAGGAGAAAGGAGGACGUGGUGAAGGCGCCCCAGCAGGCGAAGCCCCCGCCGCCCAGUCCCAAGCACCAGUCCAAGCAGGAGAAGCCCCAGGACUUGGGGAAAAGCGACGACUCCAAGAGCAAGCAGGAGGGGGUCAAGCCCACCAUGGAGACGCAGGGGCCACCGCCCCCUCCCACCUCGCAGUACGCUUACAUUCAUCCUGGGGCUUACAUGCCACCCCAGCAUUAUGGGGGACUGCCCUUCGAUCCUGGACACCCGGUGUACAGGGGCCUCAGCCCCAUUAUGGUGCCGGGCCCCUACUCCGGGAAUCCCUAUCUCCACCAGAUCCCGAGGUAUCACGCACCCGAGGACCUCUCCAGACCACCUGGGGGCAAGGCGCUGGAUCUGCUUCAGCAUCAUGCGAAUCAGUACUACUCAGCGCACAAAAUUCAUGAGCUUCAGGAGCGAGCGUUGAAAUCACCAACUCCAAAGACUUCGGCUGCGUCAGCCAGUCCCUCGGCUGCUGGUCCCACACCUGCUAGACCACCCAGUGGGCCACCAACGUCCGUCGCUGGGCCUGGACCACCCAGCGGACAGGGACAGCAGCAGAACAAACAACAGGGACCUGGAAAUCCACAGCAAUCGGCACCUGGGGAUCCUGGCAGUGGGGGCAUUGGCAAGGACAGCAGAUCACCACCUCCUCAGAGGCAUGUCCACACACAUCAUCAUACGCAUGUUGGACUGGGGUAUCCUCUGUUGACGGGACAGUAUCCCGCGCCUUAUGGAGCGGCCGUGCUGGCGAGUCAGCAGGCUGCCGCUGUAGCCGCCUCGGUGAUCUCGCCCUUCCCGCCCAAGUGACCCGCGGCCCCCGCGCCCAUACCCGCAACCGGAAAUUCAGCACAAACCCACCACACACAUCCGACAUCCACCGCAACCGGUGGCAGUGUGGUACACUCGCACGGCAAUCCCGGCAGGCAGCCGUAGGACCCAUUGCAGAACACUUUGUCUCAACUUUGUGAUAAUUCCUGGGUCAAUCCCUCACGCUGAGAGAUGAAAAUAUUCUUGCUAAAUAUUCAUGUGAAGCACUGUUGGAAAUUUUUUGAAAUUUCGUGCAAGAUAGUUUAGUAAAUCUCGUGAGAGUGACGUUGAAUCGAAUUUAGGGAACAAACGGUCAUGAUUUUUCAAUUUUUAAGUAGAAUUCACGGAAAUUCAUGAGUUUAGUGGAACAUGAAUAUUUAGGAACAAAAUGACGUGAAUUUUGUUGUAAAGUGGUAAACUAGAAUAAGUGGAAAAAUGGAACUUUUUCGGGAGAGUUGAAAAAUUUGAUCAUGUUUGAGAGAACUUGCGUUUCAAGUAAUAGAACAUUUUUCAAAGAUAUUGCACUUAUCCUAGUUCACCACUUCACUACAGAAUUAGCGUUUUUUUCCUGAAU
This is a messenger RNA of Diachasma alloeum, 6264 nucleotides long. Its product is annotated as zinc finger protein 608. The record is from RefSeq and is a predicted model, not a curated record. NCBI's taxonomy places the organism in Eukaryota, Metazoa, Arthropoda, Insecta, Hymenoptera, Braconidae. The transcript has 5 exons. Gene Ontology annotation, cellular component: nucleus. Gene Ontology annotation, biological process: regulation of transcription by RNA polymerase II. Bases 1059 to 5690 code for a protein of 1543 amino acids.